Molecule: messenger RNA, 636 nt
Organism: Sparassis crispa
Lineage: Eukaryota; Fungi; Basidiomycota; Agaricomycetes; Polyporales; Sparassidaceae
Exons: 2
Coding region: 1-636 (211 amino acids)
Source: RefSeq, a predicted model, not a curated record
AUGUCCCAGAAAGUUUUCUUUAAAGCGACAAAACCUCUCCGUUCCAAGCUGUGCGAGGGUUGUAGAAAGGAGCCCUCAGCGGGUGAACACUUCAAAGUGUGCAGUGGCUGCAAGGGUUCUGCGUAUUGCAGCAGAGUGUGUCAACAGCGAAAUUGGAAGACUCACAAACCUCUCUGCGAGCUCACUCAGCGAGAACUCUUAAAGAUACAGUUCAAAGAUCGCUUUGGGCUAUGGUCUGAACCACACAUCGACUCAACCCAGGAGGAACGCGUAAAUCUCCUUCAUGACUUUACGGAGGUGUAUGCAUGGUCCAUAGAGAAGGCCAUCUUUUCCGCAUUGCACCUUGGGGGAGGAGAGGAAUCAUUCGACUACUCCAAGGGAUGCAUCGUGUUCGAUUUGCGCUAUCGUCCCGAUUGCAAUGGGAAUCCCAGCCUCGCAUUCGAACUUUUGGAUGCGCGCAUCGAGCCGAUUGCUAGGCACCUCGAAGGUGGUUCCAUCACGGAUGCGUUCUACGCUGGCCAACCUUUGCGCGUAGCAAAGGAGAGAGAACUCAGAGCAGCUCACGAUGAUUUCCUUGGGGUAUUGAUGACGUUAUGGACGAUGGAAGCCUACGGAAACUGGCAUCCGCAUUACUAA